AUGGCGCACGUGACUUUCAUUGCUCGGAGUAUCGAUGGCCUUAUCCUUGUUGAGACUUGGGAUGACUCCAACAAGGUCUCCAAGCAGGUCAAGGAUCAGGCCAAGGCUCUUUUGCGGAAGUUACACAACAUGCCUCCGAGAUGCUCAGUAGAAGGAGCCGGGGAGUUUGUGUUUCACUACACCAUGGACAAUGGUGUAUGUUACAUGGCUUUGUUUGACAAGAGCUACCCGAAGAACUUGGCGUUUUGCUUUCUUGAGGACAUCCACCAGCUCUUUCAGCAGGAGCUGCAGAGGGAGUUUGGCACAGGAUCUGUAGACUACAGGUCUCAUAUUGAGACCAUUGAGAAACCCUACUUCUUCAUCAAAUUUGAUAGGCAAAUUACAAAGAAAAAUGCAGAGUACCGGGAUCCUAAAUCCUCCAAAGCUUUGAGCAAGCUGAACAACAAUCUCCAGGAAGUCUCCAACAUCAUGAGGCAGAACAUCGACGAGAUUUUGAAGCGCGGCGAGAAUCUCGAGUCUGUUGGGCGCAAGGCCAACAGCAUCAAAGAGGAGUCCAAAAAAUUUCGAAGCAUGACUGGCCAGCUGAGCUUUCAGACCAUGCUGCAGAAGUAUGGAGUCUUUGUGGUCAUAGGGCUCAUGGCAUUCUUGCUGAUUUGCUUUAAGCUUUUCAGGUCGUGA
Molecule: messenger RNA, 678 nt
Organism: Durusdinium trenchii
Lineage: Eukaryota; Dinophyceae; Suessiales; Symbiodiniaceae
Source: the annotation of a GenBank genome assembly